Messenger RNA from Canariomyces notabilis, 1246 nucleotides. RefSeq names its product Phosphoenolpyruvate/pyruvate domain-containing protein. Gene Ontology annotation, molecular function: aldehyde-lyase activity. The record is from RefSeq and is a predicted model, not a curated record. The transcript is spliced from 3 exons. The coding region runs from base 189 to 1094 and encodes 301 amino acids. NCBI's taxonomy places the organism in Eukaryota, Fungi, Ascomycota, Sordariomycetes, Sordariales, Chaetomiaceae. Gene Ontology annotation, cellular component: cytoplasm.
GCUGCUUCCAGACUGGAAGGUCAAGCCGAACCUGGAUGUUUGUACUGACCUGCUUGAUAUUUGAGCCGAUUUAUCUCCUUGAGGGACGACACUUUUCCUUCAGUGCACCAUUCACAGACCAAUUUCCAUCGACUUUUAUCUCGAACUUAUCCUCGUUCAAUCUGUUUCGAUAAUCACAUUCAUCCAUCAUGGGCUCCGAGUUCAAGUCGCCCAGCCCGCCCAGUGCUCAGCAGGGUAUGCAAGCGUACGCUGCGCCGUCUCUUUUCCAGCCGCACCGAGCCCGCCAGGCCAUCAGCGACGCGUACGAGAAGAAGAUUCCCUGCCUGAUCGGAUACUACGCUGGCCUCAGCUCAAUCCCAAUCACACGCUUUUUGGCCCCCAUGGGCUACGACAUGGUCUGGAUCGACUGGGAACACACCUCUUGUAAUGUCGAGACGAUGACCACCAUGGUCCACGAAGUCAUGUUCAUGAGCGGUGGUCGCACCAUCCCAUUUGUCCGCGUCCCCGGCCAUGACCACGCAGCCAUCGGCUACGCCCUGGAUGCGGGCGCGAGCAUCAUCAUCCCACAGCUUGAGACGGUCGAGCAGGCAAAGCACGUUGUCUCGGCAGCCAAGUUCGGCACUGCGCAGAACGGCACACGGUCGGUCCCGCCUUUCCGGCUGGUUCCGGGCAUCACCGACCAGGCUAUCGAUGGGAAGCGCGACGUCUGGCAGAAUAUCAAUGAUCAGGCCGCCAUCAUGGUGCAGAUUGAGACGCUCAAGGGCAUCAACAACCUCGACGCAAUCCUGACCGAGGUCCCUGAGAUUGAUGUCGUCUGGUUGGGCGGCCUUGACUGCCGCGUCAGCAUGAACUUGCCUUGCAAUGGUGGCAUGGGCACCGAGCCGAUGUGGUUGGCUGCCGUGGAAACGUUUAACAAGACACUCAAGAAACACAAGAAGCCCAGGGCUGGGUUUUGCUUCCAAACGGGAGAUGUGCUGAAGAAGAUGGCCGAGGAAAAUGUUAUUCUCGUGCAUACUGCUGAUGUCUUGAAGCUGUGCGAGAUGGCUCCGAUGCUUGCUGCCGCUCGAGAGACGGUGGCACUCAAGGCUCAGUAAUUUGGGUUCUACAGGAACGGGUUGACGAAAUUGGCUGUGAUUCGGUAGAAGGUUACUCACGUGUGCAGAAUAGAUAUGAUAGAAUGGACUGAGCAGGCUCAUCGAGGGGAACUCAAGGAUACUCAUUGAUAGAAAGGUUCUACUAAUGGUCU